CAGCUAAAUAAAAGUUUAUUCUGCUUGAAUCUGUCGAAUAAGUAUAUCAUAAAUAUUAACUAUAGCGACAUCUAACGCUCAUCAUUGUGUACUGAUAAGUUCUUUGGUUUAUUGUGUCAAACUGUCAUCGUGUAUAAUUCAGUAAUAGUGCUGUUCAUCGUAGUUCAAUUGUUAGCUACAGUUCAGGCGUUCACUUUGAUAAGUGCUAGUUCAAUUGAACUGAAGUACAAACAGUUUUUCAAGUCUUAAAGAAAACAAAUAAACAACAAUGGAGCUGGAAAAUGUAAAAUCUGAGGGCAGCGAACCACCAGCUUAUACACCAAACGAUGAAACGAUGAAUUCACAGAAUCCCAUUGUUCAACAGCCUGGCUCUACCGGCGGAGUAGGAGAGGAUUGGAUGAGCAUACCUGUGGGCAUUUCGAGCUGUGCGCCUGGAUUGGAGUAUCUUGCAAGUGUCGAUCAGCUUUUAAUUAAUCAAAAAGCGAUGACGCUCGGUCAUAAAUAUACAGUAAAAAAUGCGCUGGGCCAGAAAGUCUAUUUUGCCACUGAGCAAACAAGUGUCUUUACCCAAAGCUAUGGCGGCAAAGAUCGUCACAUUGAUAUAAGAAUAUGCGAUAAUUUUGACAAUGAAGUUAUACAAGUGUACCGCCCAGACGAUUGCUGUGCUGGCUGCUGCGAAAUGCCACCCGUCGAAGUUUCCGCGCCACCAGGCAACGUCAUUGGUCGUAUCCGGAAAACGAAUACGCUUAUGACUCCUAUAUUUCACAUAGAGAACCACGCUGGCGACACAAUGCUACGCAUUGAAGGUCCGCCAAUACUAAAAUUCAAUGUAAAUUUUGAUAUACUUACACCGGGAGGCGAAAACAUUGGCAAGAUAUCCAAGCAGUGGUCUGGCCUGGCACGUGAACUCUUUACAGAUGCGGAAUUCUUUGGCAUUUCGUUUCCACUCGACUUGGAUGUCUCCACGAAAGCGACUCUACUAGGUGCCACUUUCUUGAUUGACUUCUUUUACUUUUCGGAACAUUGAUUCGCCUUGCAUCCUUCCCCAAAUAAUUGUGUAUAUAAUGUAUAAACCAAAAGUGCAUUAGAUAUUAACCAAAGAUGCCAAAUAUUAGUAAAUUUUA
Drosophila busckii is the source of this 1124-nucleotide messenger RNA. RefSeq names its product phospholipid scramblase 2-like. Gene Ontology annotation, molecular function: phospholipid scramblase activity. Gene Ontology annotation, cellular component: plasma membrane. Lineage: Eukaryota; Metazoa; Arthropoda; Insecta; Diptera; Drosophilidae. The coding region runs from base 269 to 1027 and encodes 252 amino acids. Gene Ontology annotation, biological process: plasma membrane phospholipid scrambling. The transcript is spliced from 5 exons. The record is from RefSeq and is a predicted model, not a curated record.